GCGCGCAACAGGGCUGUGCGCGUUCCAGUAUUAGUACCCACAUGCUCGCUCUCACAGCUCAGUCAGCGUUUGACUCAGUAGUGGCAGCCACAGGAUCCAGGAUUUUCCACUUGUCAGUUACACUCCCCGAUACCGAAAUCAAGUGCAUCCCUUUCAGCUUAAAAAUGUCAAAGUUGGAUCAGAUCCUUGUUCUUGACCCUCCCGUCGACCUCAAAUUCAAAGGUCCUUUCACAGAUGUAGUCACCACGAACCUCAAAUUGAAGAACCCUUCUGACAGAAGAGUGUGUUUCAAAGUGAAGACGACCGCACCGCGCAGGUACUGUGUACGGCCAAACAGCGGGGUCAUCGAUCCAGGAGCAACUGUCAUUAUCUCCGUCAUGCUACAGCCGUUUGACUACGACCCCAACGAGAAAAGUAAACACAAAUUCAUGGUGCAGACCAUUUUUGCCCCUCCAAAUGUUUCUGAUAUGGAUUCAUUGUGGAAAGAUGCAAAACCCGAUGAUCUCAUGGAUUCCAAGCUGAGAUGUGUCUUUGAACUGCCUUCUGAAAACGAUAAAAUGAAUGACGUGGAGGCGACCAAAGCAGCCCCGGUGAUGAACUCUGCGAAGGCCGACCCAUCAUCAGCCUCUGUGCCUGUCACUGCCUCAUUGGACGAGUCGGAGAUGAAGAAAGUUCUGGAGAAGUGCAAGAGGCUUCAAGCUGAGAUGAAUAAGCUGGCUGAGGAGAACCGGCAAUUAAAGGAUGAAGGCAUUCGAAUGAGAAAGGUACCCCGCUCAGACCACAUGACAUCAAACUCAACCAGCCUCCUCGGCAGAGAAUCCAGCACCGCCUCCCUGCCCUCCCUCCUCGUCGUCAUAGCAGCCAUCUUCAUCGGAUUCUUCCUAGGGAAGUUCAUCUUGUAGACUGGGAGAUGCAUGCCAGCCGUGUCCCCGUGUCCCCGUCCCCCCCCCCCCCCUCCCGCCCUUCCUCCCCCCCUCUUGCUCCCUUCCCCUUCGACUCCGGAAUAAAAACAGGCCUGGAAAAACCGAGAAGUCUUUCUGUUGACUUUGCCAUAUCAUUGGUAGUGUGGCCUACAGUGAACACAUCUGUACAGCAUCAUUCGAAGGCGUCGCCUUUUUACAGUCUCACACAGUUAGUACACACAGAGGGUUGAGAAAAGAAAGGCGACACACAAGUGAUUGCUCCCCUUUUCUUUUCUUUUGUUGUUGUUUUGUGUUCUGUUCUUUUUAAUGGCUGGAUUAUACAGAUUAUACGCCGGGACAAUGAAAGUUGUAUACUAUCACUCAAAACGGAGGUUGCACCAUGAGUGAACCAUGGGCAAGAGGCGGUCAUGAAGAUUAGGUUUUCUCUCUCUCUCUCUCUCGCUCUCUGUUGUUUUUAAUAGGAAUUGAAUGGAAUGUUAGGUGUCUUGUAAAUGUUGUUUUAAAUCCUUUUAAACACAGAAAGGACAGAACUUCCAUCAUAACAACCUUGCUACCUGUUGCUGGAUUGCCUCCGAAUUAAAUUUGUUCAGUUUGUAAUUUCUUCUUCUCGUUUUGGGAUGUUCAGGUCCAGCUGGGGAUUAUAGGUGCCUCCUUCUUGUACAUUUCUGUCCUUUUUUUUCCUUUUCCUCUCACAACACCGAUACAGACUUUAUUAUUUUUUAUUAUUAUUAUUUUUAUUAUUAUAAUAAUUAUUAUACAAAUCAUAUAUCCCUUGAGGCAAAUAUUGACUGAAAUAAGGUCUCAUUCUCAAAAUCCUGUCCCAUGGUAUUAAGCAUUGAAAAAUAAAAAUGAAAAAAUGUGGUUUGGA
Messenger RNA from Labrus bergylta (ballan wrasse), 1791 nucleotides. RefSeq names its product VAMP (vesicle-associated membrane protein)-associated protein A, like (gene vapal). Gene Ontology annotation, cellular component: endoplasmic reticulum membrane; plasma membrane. The record is from RefSeq and is a predicted model, not a curated record. Gene Ontology annotation, molecular function: FFAT motif binding. Gene Ontology annotation, biological process: neuron projection development. NCBI's taxonomy places the organism in Eukaryota, Metazoa, Chordata, Actinopteri, Labriformes, Labridae.